GUUUGCGGAAUGUGUUUAGGAAGUUUUGUCUUUCACCUUCAACAAUCUUCUAUAUAAAUAUCCGUUUAAUUCUGAGCAAAGUUUGCAGAGCUACAUUGAAUUUGGUUGCACGUUUAACUGAAAUAUUCUACGUCGGUUAAACAACUAACCGAAUGAAGUACAUAGUAGCUCUGUUGUUUAUCUACUCGGUGAGCCUCAUCAAAUCAGAAGAUGAAGGGGGAAUUAUUGGACAUUUACUUGUCGAUAAUGUGGAUUAUGCUUCAACAAGUGAAGGGAGGACAACUGAAGUGAUAGCCAAUAACGACAGAGGAUUAGGAAGAAACAAACAUGCAGAGGCCAUUACAACAGAAGACACGGCUGCUGUCACAACACACUCAGAUAUUUCUGAGCACCGCAGUGAUGAAACACAAUCUCCAGUUCUUCCUGAGAGGAGCAAUAUCUCUUCUGUAACUACUGAGCAGAUGACUGAAGAUACAAGAAGUGAUUCAAAUGUUAUCCGACGGAAGCGACCACUGUCAAUCACGCAUGAUGGAUAUAUCUCAUACUAUCACAACUAUGCUGAUGAGUCGAAUUCCACGGAGAUGCCUGUUCGCCAUACACAGAAACAGACAGAGACAGAGACAGAGACAGAGACGACGACCGAGUCCGAGACCGAGACAGAGACGAAGACCACACAAUCAUCAGCCUUCCCCAGUACGCAUAGCAUGUCUACUGUGACUGAUGAAGAAACAACGCGUCGACCGACUGUUAUCCGACGGAAGCGACCACUGUCAAUCACGCAUGAUGGAUAUAUCUCAUACUAUCACAACUAUGCUGAUGAGUCGAAUUCCACGGAGAUGCCUGUUCGCCAUACACAGAAACAGACAGAGACAGAGACAGAGACAGAGACGACGACCGAGUCCGAGACCGAGACAGAGACGAAGACCACACAAUCAUCAGCCUUCCCCAGUACGCAUAGCAUGUCUACUGUGACUGAUGAAGAAACAACGCGUCGACCGACUGUUAUCCGACGGAAGCGACCACUGUCAAUCACGCAUGAUGGAUAUAUCUCAUACUAUCACAACUAUGCUGAUGAGUCGAAUUCCACGGAGAUGCCUGUUCGCCAUACACAGAAACAGACAGAGACAGAGACAGAGACAGAGACGACGACCGAGUCCGAGACCGAGACAGAGACGAAGACCACACAAUCAUCAGCCUUCCCCAGUACGCAUAGCAUGUCUACUGUGACUGAUGAAGAAACAACGCGUCGACCGACUGUUAUCCGACGGAAGCGACCACUGUCAAUCACGCAUGAUGGAUAUAUCUCAUACUAUCACAACUAUGCUGAUGAGUCGAAUUCCACGGAGAUGCCUGUUCGCCAUACACAGAAACAGACAGAGACAGAGACAGAGACGACGACCGAGUCCGAGACCGAGACAGAGACGAAGACCACACAAUCAUCAGCCUUCCCCAGUACGCAUAGCAUGUCUACUGUGACUGAUGAAGAAACAACGCGUCGACCGACUGUUAUCCGACGGAAGCGACCACUGUCAAUCACGCAUGAUGGAUAUAUCUCAUACUAUCACAACUAUGCUGAUGAGUCGAAUUCCACGGAGAUGCCUGUUCGCCAUACACAGAAACAGACAGAGACAGAGACAGAGACAGAGACGACGACCGAGUCCGAGACCGAGACAGAGACGAAGACCACACAAUCAUCAGCCUUCCCCAGUACGCAUAGCAUGUCUACUGUGACUGAUGAAGAAACAACGCGUCGACCGACUGUUAUCCGACGGAAGCGACCACUGUCAAUCACGCAUGAUGGAUAUAUCUCAUACUAUCACAACUAUGCUGAUGAGUCGAAUUCCACGGAGAUGCCUGUUCGCCAUACACAGAAACAGACAGAGACAGAGACAGAGACAGAGACGACGACCGAGUCCGAGACCGAGACAGAGACGAAGACCACACAAUCAUCAGCCUUCCCCAGUACGCAUAGCAUGUCUACUGUGACUGAUGAAGAAACAACGCGUCGACCGACUGUUAUCCGACGGAAGCGACCACUGUCAAUCACGCAUGAUGGAUAUAUCUCAUACUAUCACAACUAUGCUGAUGAGUCGAAUUCCACGGAGAUGCCUGUUCGCCAUACACAGAAACAGACAGAGACAGAGACAGAGACAGAGACGACGACCGAGUCCGAGACCGAGACAGAGACGAAGACCACACAAUCAUCAGCCUUCCCCAGUACGCAUAGCAUGUCUACUGUGACUGAUGAAGAAACAACGCGUCGACCGACUGUUAUCCGACGGAAGCGACCACUGUCAAUCACGCAUGAUGGAUAUAUCUCAUACUAUCACAACUAUGCUGAUGAGUCGAAUUCCACGGAGAUGCCUGUUCGCCAUACACAGAAACAGACAGAGACAGAGACAGAGACAGAGACGACGACCGAGUCCGAGACCGAGACAGAGACGAAGACCACACAAUCAUCAGCCUUCCCCAGUACGCAUAGCAUGUCUACUGUGACUGAUGAAGAAACAACGCGUCGACCGACUGUUAUCCGACGGAAGCGACCACUGUCAAUCACGCAUGAUGGAUAUAUCUCAUACUAUCACAACUAUGCUGAUGAGUCGAAUUCCACGGAGAUGCCUGUUCGCCAUACACAGAAACAGACAGAGACAGAGACAGAGACAGAGACGACGACCGAGUCCGAGACCGAGACAGAGACGAAGACCACACAAUCAUCAGCCUUCCCCAGUACGCAUAGCAUGUCUACUGUGACUGAUGAAGAAACAACGCGUCGACCGACUGUUAUCCGACGGAAGCGACCACUGUCAAUCACGCAUGAUGGAUAUAUCUCAUACUAUCACAACUAUGCUGAUGAGUCGAAUUCCACGGAGAUGCCUGUUCGCCAUACACAGAAACAGACAGAGACAGAGACAGAGACAGAGACGACGACCGAGUCCGAGACCGAGACAGAGACGAAGACCACACAAUCAUCAGCCUUCCCCAGUACGCAUAGCAUGUCUACUGUGACUGAUGAAGAAACAACGCGUCGACCGACUGUUAUCCGACGGAAGCGACCACUGUCAAUCACGCAUGAUGGAUAUAUCUCAUACUAUCACAACUAUGCUGAUGAGUCGAAUUCCACGGAGAUGCCUGUUCGCCAUACACAGAAACAGACAGAGACAGAGACAGAGACAGAGACGACGACCGAGUCCGAGACCGAGACAGAGACGAAGACCACACAAUCAUCAGCCUUCCCCAGUACGCAUAGCAUGUCUACUGUGACUGAUGAAGAAACAACGCGUCGACCGACUGUUAUCCGACGGAAGCGACCACUGUCAAUCACGCAUGAUGGAUAUAUCUCAUACUAUCACAACUAUGCUGAUGAGUCGAAUUCCACGGAGAUGCCUGUUCGCCAUACACAGAAACAGACAGAGACAGAGACAGAGACAGAGACGACGACCGAGUCCGAGACCGAGACAGAGACGAAGACCACACAAUCAUCAGCCUUCCCCAGUACGCAUAGCAUGUCUACUGUGACUGAUGAAGAAACAACGCGUCGACCGACUGAUAAUUCUACAAGUGAUUAACUCGUCGUCGAUGCAGAAGAUGAAAUUGCCAAGACAAUAUGAUUGAUGUUUUACACGCUGAAAACAAUAUCGUCUUCCCCUUUCAUCACGAAUGAUAAUCGUACAUCUCAUAAACUAAUGAAAACACUUUUACUCAUGAAUUUUAUUUUGCUCUUUGUUUUAUUAAGCUAAUAAUAAAUCUAUAGUCUGCAU
Molecule: messenger RNA, 3758 nt
Organism: Trichobilharzia regenti
Lineage: Eukaryota; Metazoa; Platyhelminthes; Trematoda; Strigeidida; Schistosomatidae
Source: the annotation of a GenBank genome assembly